AUGAUUAAAGCAGUAUUUUCAGAUUAUUUAGUACGAUUGAAUUCUGAAUAGCCGUAUUGGAUAGAUGAAUUUUCAAUAUUAGAUUUCAUAAUCGAUGAUGGUGUUGUAUAAAGAUGGGCUUCAUGGUUUCAAUACCUUCCAUUGAGUUCAAUAGUAUAUUCUGAUUAACUUGGGGUAUUGGAUAGUAAUUGCUAUCAUUUAUUCAGUUCGGUUGAGAAGGAAUCGAACUAGUUAAAUUUUUUACAUUAUGAUUGUUAAGAUUUAACAUCAAUGACAAUCACAAAAGUAAUAUAAUUUAUAGGAAAUGACAAUUUGCAAUAUAGUUACGAAAUAAAUAUAAGUAUUUUUGAAUAUGAAAAUUACUGGUAUUAUUUUGAUUUUAUUUUCUUCCCUUACAGCAACUAAUUUUAGAUAAUAAUAAUCAAAAAUGAAGACGUCAUUAUGGAUUAAUUUCUACAAGUAGUUCCAUUUUCUAAUGUUAUUUUGAUUUAAAAAAUAGGAGGAAGUUUUAUAGUCGAAAAUUCAAGAUUAAUAAAUAUUGAAAAAGGAAGAAAAUUUGCUUCAUUCCCAGGUAAGAUCCUUCCAAUCUCUUGUAGUAAUAAUUUAAAAGAUUUUGCUGCCUAUGCGAUUUAGUUUGCUCGUCAAAGUAAAUUAUGUAGGUGUUUAGAAAUCCUUAAAAUAAUUUAGGUGAUUACGAUUUUCUUGAGCUUAAGACUUAAAUUUAUACAUCAAAAUAUAAUAAUUGUAAUUCCUUUCUGUUUUCAGCAUGGUUUAAAAUAAAAGAAAUAAUAUAGAGUGAUAUGACAAUGAGCUAUUAAUUUAUAAAGUUGUCAUCAAAUUAUUAAAAUAGUUAGCUGUAAAAUUAGAAUUUAUCUCCAUUUUAAUUAUUUUACAAGAUUGAAAAAGACUCAAAAUAAUUGAUAAUAACAACCUAUAGUUAUUAAUUUCCAUCUGUAACUCUAGAUUUUACAAGCAACCCUUUCUUAAUUACAAGAGUAGUCGAUAUUAAUCAUAAUAUUUAAUUGUGGCAUCUGAUAUAUGUGAAAUUAAAAGAGGAUGACUUUUAAGUUAAUAUCAAAUUUUUUGAUAUGAGAAAAAUCUAUGAAUACGAAAUGUAAAUGAUUGUAAAGUAAUUUCAUCAAAUAUACUAUAAACUGAUAUUGGGAAAUAGCUUAUAAUCGAAUUAUAACUAUUUAAAUAUAAUGGGUAGAAACUUAUAUCUGUUUAAUUGUGAAACUGUUUUUUCUUAAUAAAACUGCCAUUAUAGUUGUGGUGAAUGUGAUGGUCCUACUGAGAAGGAUUGUUUAACUUGUUCUGAAGAUUCAUUAAGAAUUUAUUUUCCCGAUUAUAAAUAAUGUAUCUGUCCCUAUAUCACAAUUGAUGAUAUUGAUUGCAAGAACUAUACUAAUUUCCACUUGUAGCCAAUCUCCAUUACUGAAUAAAAUAUAGAAUGCAAAAAUGGUUAAUUUGAAUUCGAUGGGUAAUGUUAUGACUGGUAAUUAUAUAUGAUUAUCAAAGUCCUGGAAUUCAAAAUCAAGAUGCCGUAACAUGUUUAGAAUGUGUAUUAAAUCCAAAAGGAUGGAGUAAGAACCCUAUGUGUUAAUCAAGUUUGGAGUUUAAACAGGAUGGAAGCACAUCUAGAUUAGUUGAAGAUGUUAUUUAUACAUGGACCUAGAACUUCAACUUUAAUGGCAUUAAUCUUGAAUUCUGUGUAGGCUGUGUCAACUCCAGCAUUAUAGAUUAAAACAAUAUAAAUUAUGAUUAUAAUGCUAAAUUCAAACCAUUUAUGUAAUUUUGCUGGUCUACAAUAUUUAAAAAUGAUUGUUACUUUUGCUAGACACCUAAUUGUUCUUUUUGUGCAUUGUCUAUAACAGGAUAAAUAUGUAUAGUUUGUGAUUGGGUUAGCGAUCUAAUAAAUGGGUAAUGUAUCGCUUUGGAAGUGGGAAUUUUAGAUGAAAAAAAUUGUAGAACGCCAUAUUACAUUACCUCAAAUUAUGAUUGUGUAUUGUGUUCUAUAACUAAUUGUGUGUAUUGUUUUGAAUAUAUCUUUGAUGAUUUAACAAAAAGUACACUCUACCAAAAUUUCUAAAAAUUUAAUGCAGAUGAGAAUCUAAAAGUAGGAUGUGCAAUGUGUGAGGAUGGAUAUAUAUUCGAUUUUCAAUUAGGAGAAUGCCUUAAAAAGAGUUCUAAAAUAGACACCUGUUUAAGAAGUUAUAUUAAUUAAGAAGGUACAGAAAUAUGCACAUUAUCCUCAAAAUAAGAUUUUUCAGUAGCUAAAGAAAUAAUAAAUUGUGAAUAAUUAAUCUCGAAUUGUCUUCAAUGUUUCAUUACUGUGUAAUCAAUCUUGAGAUGUAUAAUUUGUAAAGAGGGUUAUACUAGUACUACUACUGAGAUGAAUGGAAGAUGUUCCCCUAAUAUAAGAUAGUAUGCAAAAGUAAGUAUAGAAGGAGAUUUUUUUGUAUAUGAUGCAUGGAUGCAAAGAAUCCAAAGCUUUAUGGGGUCUUUUUUACCAAACUAAUAUUUUUAUCCUAAAUCAAAUUCUUAUUUUAUUGAUGAAAUUGCUAUCACUUGUCUAGAGGGUUCUGAAAUGUUUCAAAAUAAGACUUGUAUUAAAGCUUGUGAACCUGAUUGUAUAGAAUGUGAAUUGUAUCCAUCUCGUUCUUACUAUUAUUGCAAGAAAUGUCCCUUAGAUUAAUAUAAAAGACCGUCUAGAGUGCAAAAGGAUGGAUAGUGCUUAAGCUGCUCUCCAUUAUGUCUAUUUUGUUAAGAGAGAACACCAGAAGAAAUAUUAGUAAUCUAUUAAUAAAUAUAUUGUAGUUAAUUUAGCCCAAUUUUAUACUUAAUGAGAACAAUCAAUUGUAGACAUAAAAAUGUAUUCAACCAAUAUUUGAUCCAAAUGUAAAACUUUCAACAUCAUAAUAUAUACCAAUUUAUUGUUUGGAUGAAUAAUGUAGCAGUAAUUUGCUAUAUGAUUACGAGGGUCCUUGUUCGAAGUAUGAUAAUUCAAUGACUGAUUUAUUAAUUAAUGAAAAUAUCCGUUACCUAAACUUGAUUGGAGCCUAAAAUGUCAUUAUUCAACUUCAAUUUACUCCACCAAACACUAACUGUUAAUAGAUUAUUAAUAUCAAUUCUAGCUAACUCAAAUAACAGAUAUAUUCUUUAAGGACAACUAAUUUAACUAUUUUAGGAAAUGGAAUCCUAUAUAAUCCAAAAGGGGGAGAUGUUAAGAUUAACAAUUUUGAAAUAGUAAAUAUUUUUAAUACUGAUAUCUAAAUAUCGAAUCUAACUUUUAAUCUGUUGGGUGAUCCGAAAUUAAGAUUUGCUUUGAGAAAUGUUAGGUUUUUAAAUGGACAACUAAAUCAAAUGAAUAAAUUCUUUAAUUCGCAGUAAUUUGAAAGUAUCAAUUUAUUAAAUAUUACAAUCAUUGAAAUGGUUCUAAACGAAUCAUCAUUUUUUCAAAUAGAAUUUUAGUAAUUAGGAGCAUAAAUUUACAUAAACUAAUUAUUAAUUAUUAAUAGUACAUUUAUUAAUACUGAUCUAUUUUUAAUAACAAACAGCUAAAUAUCGAUUACGAUAGACAGUUUAUAGAUUGAAAACUGCACCUUUCUUAAUUCAACUAUUUUAAAAAUGAAAUAAAAUUAAAUAGAUGCAAAAAUAACGACAAUAUCAGACAUUCUAAUGAGAAAUUGUCAAUUAUCUUAUUCCUCUAUCAUAAAUUUUGAUGACUUAACUUAAUUUUAAAUUAUUAACCUAAAAAUUCUCUAAAAUAUUUGGUAAAAUUCAAACUUUUUGAUUUUUUAUUACAAUUUAUCUUUAACAGAUGCAAUUUUUGAGGAUAAUAUUUUAAAUAAUUCAAUAUUAAUACAAGCACUUGAUUCUAAUGCAACAAAUGAUGUCACAUUUUUCUUAAGAUAACUUUCAGUUCUCAAUUUAAAACUAAUGAACUCAAACUUAAUUUACUUGUCAUCUUCUUCCUUGGUUAAGAUGAUAGUAUAAUUUAGUAAUUUUAAUAUUUAGAAAGUUGUAGGAAUAGAAACUCUUAAUAAUGUAUAAAAUUUGUUUAAAUUUAUCCACUGUUUCAGCUGCUCAAUAGAAUAAAUUUAAAUUCUAAAUACAUAGAAUGUACCAAUAUUUUAUUUUUUUGAAAGUAAUGAGAUAAUCAUUGAGAGCCUUAUUUUUUAAUAAAAUGCUAAAAAAAUUUAAAUUCAUUACUGCUAAUAGUCAGACGAAUUUAAUAAUUAAAUUCUUUUUGUUUAAGGAUUUUCGUUUAUUAAAUUAAAAUAGUUUAAAAUAAUUAAUUAUGAAAAUUUUAACUAAGCAUUUGUUGAAAUACUGUCAUCCCCUUAACAAUUAGAGAAUCUGUCUGAGAAUAUUGAAAUUACUGAUAGUUUAUUUUUAAAUAAUAUUAUCGAAAAGGUUCUAUAAAAAAGUAUUAUAUCUAUAAUAAGUAUCUAUUCAAAAAAACAGUAAUAAGUUAUCUUUGAAAACUUAAAUUUUAUCUAAAACUUUUUCCAUCAAUAUAUGGAUGAUCCAACUGAAAACUUUGCUGGUUUAAUAUAUAUAGAUUCAACAUAAGGACAAAUAAAUAUGAAUAAUUUAUAUUGUAAAGAAAACGCAAUAACAAAUUCAUCGACAUCUUUUUUUGUUGUAAUUUCACAAUCAAUUUUUAUUAAUAAUGCUUCUGUUAGUCAUCAUAAUGUCAUCAGCCAAAAAUUAUGGAGUGAAUUUUAUCAAUUCGAUCUGGGCUAAUAGUAUGACUAAGAUCAAAUUAACUAAAUUAUUCAAUAACUUUAUCCUACAUACAUUUAAGGAGGAGUCGCCAAAAUAAAUUGUGAGUAAUUUAUCAGCAAAAAUUCUAUAUAUCAACAUAUUUUAGCUUAAACUAGUGCUGUCUUUGAAAUUAAAACUUCAGGAAAAGGAUUAUUAUAGUUUAUCAACAAUACAAUUUAAUAGAUAUCAUCUAUUUAUAGCUAUGGUACAGAUAAUUUUGGCUGCAUAAAUAUUAAUUCCUAAAAUAGUUAUUUAAAUUUAGAAGCAUCAAAUACAAUUUUUCUAAAUGUAUAAAACGGAAUGAGCACUGUUUUAUUUUCUAUCAGUCCAUCACAAAGAAAGGCCAGCAUAUUAUUGAAGGAAAUACAAGUGAUAAACUGUUUUUCAUUCUUAAAUUAAAUAAUUAAAGUCUAAUUUCCAUAGAACAAUGACUAAAGUUUAUUUAAGAUUUCAAUUUUAAAUAUAAACUAAUUUUUGAAGAAUCAGCUUGGAUUAGUUAUUUUUCAAGAUUUGGAGCAUUUACUGAAAUUACUUAAAUGAAUUAAGAUAAUGGAAUUUUUAAUAUAGUUGGAGGAUAAAUUACUAUUGAAUAAUUUGUUAUUUAAGGUAUAAUAUUAUCCCAGAUCUUUAAAAUAGAAAAUUCUAUUAAAUUGUUAAUAAAAAAUGUCUAUAUAAUCGAUAUUUUCUCUUUUUAUCAGUAACCAUUAAUAUUUCUUGAUUAAUAAGUAAAUUCUAUUAUUGUACUUGAAUAACUAAUUAUUUAACGAUUUUCAAUAUAUUAAUUUCGUUCUAGUGAAGAAGAAUUCUUUUAUGUUACACCAUAAUAUGUAGUUGUCGAAUGCUAACUUCAAUAACUAUCUUAAGAAGACGGAUAACAUUAGCAAAAUCUAAUAAGGUAAAACAUAUAACAGUUACAGGAAGAAUCAAAUAGUAUAGGCUAUCCAUUACUCUAAUUCAUUAGCUCAAACAAUAAAGUGAAGUUUAUUGUAACUUCAGUUAAACUAAUAUAAAAUAAUUGUUUAAGUUGCUCAAAGGGAGCUUUGGUUUUUGAUUUCACUUAAUUUAACUAUGUUAAAAUUUAUGAGUUUUUGUGUAUUUUUAAUUAAAUCAAAGAAAAUGGUUGUUUAAAUUUUAAAUUUAACAAUUAAAAUAAUUUGAACAAGGUUGUGAUAUAUAAUUCUCAUUUCAUCUAAAAUAAUGGCAGUCAAGGAGGUGCCAUAAACGCUGAAAAUAUUACUCUAUUUAUAAGCAAUUGCAAACUAAUUGGAAAUAGAGUAACAUAAACAGGAGGAGGCAUAUAUGCUGAUAUUAAUAAACACGAUUUUUAAAUUAAUAAAUCGAUUAUAAUUUUAAAUCAUGCUAAGGUAGGAGGAGGUAUUUACUUUGCAAAAUAAAAUAAUCUUAAGGAUGAAAACAUUUUCUAAUCAGUUUUGCUUUUUAAUUAUGCUGAUAGUUAUGCAAAUAAUUUAGUAGAAACUCCUACUCAUUUAAGUCUUUCCAUUAAUGAUAUUGAUAUAAUUGCUGAAUAAUAAAACUUUGGGAGAAAUACGAAAUUAACUUCAAAAAUCAGACCUUAUAAUGUCAUUGAAUAAGGAUAAUUAUUAAAGACAAAAUAGUUAAUGAUCCCAAGCAAUUAAAAGAUUAAUAGUUAUUAAAUAUAUGUUCCAAGAUUUUAAAUAUUUAUAAAUUACAUCCACAAUAUGCUUAUAUCAGUAAAAAAUCGAUAUAAUGAAAAUCUAGAAGAUUUAAUUAAUUCAUCUUGUUAAGUAAAUGCAGCCAUUUUAUAUGAAAACAAUCGCAGUGUCUCAUAAGAAAAAAUAACUUUCAAUAUAGAAUAAGAUUAAAAUUUGAAAGCCUUUGACUUAAGUUCUCUUUCUUUUCGUUUUGAUCCUUAUAAUGAGGAGUAGUAUUUAUUAUAGAUAGAAUUUAAAUGUUUAUUUGAUUAGAAUGCGGAAUAGUUAGAAUAUCUAAUUUAUGCUAAAGCACUUAAAUGCUAAUUAGGAGAAUUCUAUGUAGAUAAAGGUUGUUAAAUCUGCUAAUCAAAUUAAGGGUUUUAUUCUGUAACUUAUAAUACAACAAAAUGUUCAAUAUUUGACAAAUAAAAAUUUGAAAAUAUUUCAUCUAAUUAAAUUAAAUUGUAGCCGGGAUAUUGGAGACCAAAUUAUCUAUCCGAUUAUACUGAAAGUUGUUUUAAAAACCCUAAAUUUUGCAUUGGUGGUUGGGAUGUUGGAAAUGAAUUAUGCAGUUUAGGUCAUAUUGGAGGAUUAUGCGAAGAAUGCGAUAAUUUUGAUUUAAGGGGAAAGGGAUAAUUUUAUAAAGAUUUAUCAAAUUUUAAAUGCUAAGAAUGCAAUGAAAUUUGGAAAAGUAUUCUACCUUUUGUAUUGACUUCAAUUUGGUAUUCUGUUUAUUAAUCUUUAGGGCUUUUCUUUAAAUUUUAAUUACUUUACGGAGUAUUGAAAAAUCAAAUAAAUUGUUUUCAUCUCUUAAGAUUGGACAAAGAUAUAGUAAAAUAAUAUUUAAGUUAAAUUAAGGUAAUUAAAUAUUAAUAUUACAGAUCAUGAAAGUAUUCUUAUCAAGAUGCUACUGAAUUAUUUAUGGAUAUUUUCAGUUGUUUUUAACAUAAGUGUUUCUUUUUCAUUCAAUUUUAUUGAAUAAACUAGUAAUACAUUGUUUGUUAUGGUUAAUAAUUUGGAUUGCUAUCUCACUUAAAUCUAAAAUAUAGAAUUAAUCUAUUUAAGAUUAAUAUUUAUGUUGAUGCUGAUUAUAAUUCAACUUUUGAUUAUUUGGGCAGGAUUUGCUAUUUAUGCUAAGUGCAAGAAAUAAUUACUGAAUAGAAGUUAUAUUUCAAAUACUUUGCUGUAUUUAUAUGUAUCAAAUUAUGCUGCUUUAAUUAAAUAGUAAUUAAAUUUAUAUAAAUUAGGUUCUGUUCCAUCAUUUCUAUUAGAUAAAUUUCAUAAAUUCCAUAUAUUCAAGGAGAUGUAUCCCUUUUGUAUGGCACCCCUAAUCAUAUUUCUUGGAUUAUAUUUUUUGCUGUUCCCGGUCUUGGAAUCUUAGGUCUUUUCAUCCCUUUCUCCUUAUUCUUUAUAAUGUACAUUAAUCGAGAAUAAUUGGAUAACAUAAAAUUAAGAAGACAUAUUUGUUAUCUUUUUAAUGAAUAUAAUACUGAAAGUUAUUUUUGGGAAUCAAUUAAAUUGUCAAAAAAAACUAUUAUUAUCAUAAUCUUGACAUAUUUUGAAAGCAAUGUGUUUUUAAAGGCAUCACUUUUAGGAUUAUGUUUAUUAGUCUAUUAAUUGGCAGCUGUAAAACAAAAACCAUAUAUAAUUUAAAGUUUGAAUUUCUUGGAUAUUCAAACAGGGUAAAUUUGCUCCAUCACUUUAUUCCUUGCUGGAGCGAAUUAUGUAUGUGAAUAGGAAAAUUAUUCAAGUAUAUUAAUACCUCUAUAAAUUUGUAUUGUGCUACUCUGCAUUAGAUUAUGCUAUCCAUUCCUUAUAAACAUUUUUAGAGUUUAUUUUAAAAAGUAUAAAGUACCUUUUGUCUAAUUAAUCUACAAAAUUUCAAGAUAUCUAAAAGCAAAUUGUUCUCUUACCAACUAUUUGAAUAAUCAACUAAAAAAACUAAAUUAAAGGGAAUACCGUCUUAGAAAUUUUUACAAAAAUACGAUUCCAUCUAAUAUCUUUAUCAAAGGCUUAGUUAGGUUAUCAAAAGUAAUAUAAUAUUAUACAUAGAUAAAUUUUCUCCUUGAUUAAUUCCUAAUCAACAAUCAGAUAUCGAUAGACUUUAGUUGA
Messenger RNA from Paramecium octaurelia, 8555 nucleotides. The record is from the annotation of a GenBank genome assembly. Lineage: Eukaryota; Ciliophora; Oligohymenophorea; Peniculida; Parameciidae.